AAAGGAAGAGCUUCCAAGUCUUAGCGAAUAUGGUGGCAUCAUAUUUUCUCAUGCAAAACAGAAACCAAACCUCCCAACAUAGACACACAAACUAACAAACAAACUAUUCAUUAAUUUCUCAUUAUUACUCCAAACAUGGCAGAGGAAUCAGUAGAUGGUAUCAAUCCUCAGGAUCAGUUGGUUGAUGAAAUUCAGAGUCGGGAUAUUAAAAAUGAUAAACAUUCAUCGUCGUCGUCUUCAUCCUCUGAUUCCGAAACUGAUAGCCAUGCGAUCUUGCAUUCCGCUCGCAAGAAUCGUCUCUUCGGCCGCCAGAAACCUCUCCAUUUGGUUCUUGGUGGUGGAAAAUCUGCUGACAUUAUACUAUGGCGAAACAAGCAAUCAUCAGGCUGUGUAUUUGGUGCAGCCACAGUGAUCUGGCUGCUCUUUGAAUGUGCUGCUUACACUUUGCUUACUUUUCUAUGUCACUCUCUUAUUCUCUCUUUUUCACUUCUCUUCCUAUGGUCCAAUUUAGCCUCCUUUCUCAAUAUGUCCCCUCCGGAAUUUCCUAAGAUUACCGUGCCGGAGGAGCUGCUUGUAACUGUUCUUCUGUGGGUGAGAGGUGAAAUAAACAGGGCAUUUACAACAUUUAGAGAUGUAGCUUCAGGGAAGGAUCUGAAAAAAUUUCUGUUGGUUAUUUCUUUCUUGUGGAUCAUCUCUGUUGUUAGCAGUUGGUGCAACUUUCUCACCCUUUUUUAUCUAGUGUUUUUGAUGAUGCUGACAGUGCCAAUUAUGUAUGAGAAGAAUGAAGAUGAUGUUGAUACAUAUGCUGAAAAGGCAUGGAUGGAAAUGAGUAAGCAGUAUGCAGUUUUGGAUGAGAAGGUUAUUCAGAAGAUACCUGUAAUCAAUUCUCAUAGGGAUCAAAAGAAGCAUUAGAAACUGCAUAACAGUUUUUAGGUGCUUCUUUGCUGUUUUUUUCAACCAUUUGUAACUUGUUCAUGGAAGAUUUAAUUUGAUAACUAGCACAAUUUAUCA
This is a messenger RNA of Mercurialis annua (annual mercury), 1011 nucleotides long. RefSeq names its product reticulon-like protein B5. Lineage: Eukaryota; Viridiplantae; Streptophyta; Magnoliopsida; Malpighiales; Euphorbiaceae. Bases 136 to 912 code for a protein of 258 amino acids. The record is from RefSeq and is a predicted model, not a curated record. The transcript is spliced from 5 exons.